Messenger RNA from Hippocampus zosterae (dwarf seahorse), 2461 nucleotides. RefSeq lists its product as uncharacterized. The record is from RefSeq and is a predicted model, not a curated record. Gene Ontology annotation, biological process: positive regulation of cell population proliferation; cell adhesion. The coding region runs from base 292 to 1047 and encodes 251 amino acids. The transcript has 7 exons. Lineage: Eukaryota; Metazoa; Chordata; Actinopteri; Syngnathiformes; Syngnathidae. Gene Ontology annotation, cellular component: plasma membrane. Gene Ontology annotation, molecular function: stem cell factor receptor binding; cytokine activity.
GCUGACGAACCGGAGUGAUCCGUGGGAGAAGUCUCAGAUGUGGUCAGCGUGUGACACAGUGACUCAGCCUGUAGGCGGCCUCUCCAAGCCUUCAAAAACACUCCGCCAGUCUGUGUUUGGAGGCAGGCAGACGACUGGCCCAUCCUCAAGUUUCACUGCUUGUACCUCACACACACACACACACGCACACACACGCGCGCGCGUGGGGGCUCGCAGUUCCCUCCAGUUUUUUGGAUUAUAAAGACGCACUUCCAUGCAGCGGAUCAAGUCAGCUUUGCAUUUGUGCUCCAUAUGAGGGAGAAAAUCUUCAAGGCACCUUGUCUCCUCUUGAGUCUGUUGACAAGUUGGAAUCUGUGCUGUGGAAAACUCGGACCCCCAAUAACUGAUGAUGUGAGCAAGCUGUCGCUGCUGAAGCACAACAUCCCUUCCGAUUAUGAGAUUCCUGUUUAUUACAUUCCCAAAGAAGUGUCUGGUGAGUGUUGGGUGGUAUUAAACGUCUACCCAUUGGAGCAAAGUCUUCGCAACCUGGCCGACAUGUUUGGCGCCGUCUCCUCCAACAGGGAAAACAUCCUGGUCUUCGUCACCAUGCUGAAGAGCCUGCGCUUCACGUUUGACAACCAGGAAUUGGAAACGGCGAUGCAAGUCUUUCAGUGUCACUACAAGGAAGGGAGCUUGAAGAAUGAGCUCUAUUUCGACUACAUCGAGGAGAUCCUCAACGCCGCCGGUAAAGGAGCAUCCAGCUUCUCCUGCAAGCCGCCGCCUUGUCUCAAUACGGCAAACGGACCAGGGGGUCAAAUCGGAGGUCGCGAUUACAGAUGGUGGAAAAGAACGCCGCUGCUGUUGGUGAUCGUUCCGGUCAUGGCUUGCGUCGUUCUCAUCGUAUGGCGGGUCACAUCAACGAGACAUUCGCCGGCGCGCCCCGCCGAGGAGAUCGAAAUGUCACCCGCCGACUCCGUCCUCAGCGUGUCCGUUUCCGUCCCGCUUCAAAAGCCCGACGAUGCUCUCGCGGAGGAGGACGCGCUUGCCGGUCAUCGUGACAGCAGGUGAAGGAUAAAGAUGAAAGGAUGGGAGAAGCUCCGUUGACUCAUUCUGCCCCAGAUGUUGCGUAUUCGUCAAGGCGGCGCCAAGCUGCUGCGAAGACGAGCGUGCGGUUAAUCAAGACGCAGAAUUCUCUUGGGACACUUCUUGUACAAAUCGUAGAUGGACUCUUCUGACAUUAAGAGCAAUGCGAAAACUGAGGCCGGAGUGUAAGAUGUGGAUUCAGCUUUCAAUCCGAAAAUCUACAAUGCCUAUGAAACAUAACUGAAAAAAAAUGGAGAAGAACUCUGGACUGGAUAUUCUUCUGGAGGAAUGGACCGACAGAUUUGGAAAUCGGGUGUCCUGUUGGCAGAGAUGGGAAUGCGAGUCAUUGCGGCUUGGACUCGAUUCACUGUUUUGACGUGUGACUUAACUCGACAAAAACUGAAAGACUCGAGACUGGACUGAAGAGACGAUGAGGUGACAAACAGGUCGAAUAAAUUGGGGAAUAAUAAGGUUAUGCGACUUGACUGGAGACAAACUGUAACUUGAUUUGACUUUUGCGAAGCAAAACGAUUUGGGGCUAUGAAGGUUGAAACGAUUAGUCGACUAGUCGAGUUCUCCGCAUCGGCGUUCCAAUCUCGAAGUCAACAAAUCACUAAUCUUGAGACAAACUGUGUUUCGCAAGGCAAAAAAAAAGGGCACUAUCGGGGUUGAAAUGAUUAGUCGACUAGUCGACAUCUACGCGUCGACAAAUCACUAAUCUUGAGACAAACUGUCACUUGAUUUGACUUUUGCAAGGCAAAGAAAAUAAUUUUGGACCAUCGGGUUUGAAACGAUUAGUCGACUAGUCGACUACGCGUCGACAAAUCACUAAUCUUGAGACAAACUGUCACUUGAUUUGACUUUUGCAAGGCAAACAAAAAUAUCUGGGACUAUCGGGUUUGAAACGAUUAGUCGACUAGUGGAGUUCUCCGCAUCGGCGUUCCAAUCUUGAAGUCAACAAAUCACUAAUCUUGAGACAAACUGGGUUUCGCAAGGCAAAAAAAAGGGCACUAUUGGGAUUGAAACGAUUAGUCGACUAGUCGACAUCUACGCGUUUACAAAUUACUAAUCUUGAGACAAACUGUCACUUGAUUUUACUUUUGCAAGGCAAACAAAAAAAUCUGGGACUAUCGGGUUUGAAACUAUUAGUCGACUAGUGGAGUUCUCCGCAUCGGCGUUCCAAUCUUGAAGUCAACAAAUCACUAAUCUUGAGACAAACUGGGUUUCGCAAGGCAAAAAAAAAGGGCACUAUUGGGAUUGAAACGAUUAGUCGACUAGUCGACAUCUACGCGUUUACAAAUGACUAAUCUUGAGACAAACUGUCACUUGAUUUUACUUUUGCAAGGCAAAAAAAAAAAUCUGGGACUUUUGGGUUUGAAACGAUUAGUCGACUAGUGGA